AUGUCGAUGCAUUUGUAUCAGAUGAGCACCAGGCUGCUCGGGGACACUGUUGGCAAAAUGAACGAUAACCUAACAUCCUUGAUCCUGGCCGUUUCUGUCGUCACCCUCACGUUGGGAUACUUUUACAGCAAAAUACUUCUUAGACGGACUUCUGACAAGCGUGUGAAAUACCCACCUUACAUCCCUUCCAGUAUCCCUUUUCUGGGUCAUGCUGUUGCAUUUGGCAAAAGUCCCAUUGAUUUUUUGGAAAAUGCCUACGAAAAAUAUGGACCAGUUUUCAGCUUCACCAUGGUUGGUAAAACCUUCACCUAUCUUCUGGGUAGCGACGCCGCCACACUGCUCUUCAACAGCAAAAACGAAGACCUAAACGCAGAAGAUGUCUACUCCCGACUCACCACUCCAGUCUUUGGAAAAGGUGUCGCCUACGACGUCCCUAACCCGAUAUUUCUUGAACAAAAAAAGAUGCUGAAGACGGGCCUGAACAUCGCUCGCUUUAAAGAGCAUGUCAGAAUCAUCGAGGAGGAGACCAUCGAAUAUUUUCAGAGAUGGGGAGACAGCGGCCAGAGAAAUCUGUUCGAAGCAUUGUCUGAGCUCAUCAUCCUGACGGCCAGCAGCUGCCUGCACGGCAAGGAGAUCCGCGGCCUGCUGGACGAGCACGUGGCUCAGCUCUACGCAGACCUGGACGGAGGUUUCAGUCACGCCGCCUGGCUGCUACCCGGAUGGCUGCCGCUGCCUAGCUUCAGGAAGCGUGACAAAGCUCACCGGGAGAUCAAGAACAUCUUCUUUAAGGUGAUCCAGAAGCGAAGACGCUCUGAGGAGAAAGUAGACGACAUCCUCCAGACGCUUGUGGACGCCACUUACAAGGACGGACGUCCACUGUCGGACGACGAGAUCGUCGGCUUGCUCAUCGGCCUGCUGCUGGCCGGCCAGCACACGUCGUCCACGACGAGCGCCUGGUUGGGCUUCUUCCUAGCUAGAGAUAAAGCCACGCAGGAACUCUGUUACGCGGAGCAGAAGGCCGUGUGCGGUGACAACCUGCCGCCCCUCCACCUGGAUCAGUUGAAGGAGCUAAACUUGUUGGAGCGUUGCUUAAAGGAAACUCUGAGGCUACGCCCGCCUAUCAUGACCAUGAUGAGGAUGGCUCGAUCGACUCAGAUGGCGUCAGGUUUCACCAUCCCCGCGGGCCACCAGGUGUGCGUGUCCCCGACAGUCAACCACCGUCUGAAGGACACGUGGCGCGAGAGGACGCGGUUCGAUCCUGAGCGCUACCUUCACGAUAACCCUGCCGCUGGAGAGAAAUUUGCCUACGUGCCUUUUGGAGCAGGGCGACAUCGCUGCAUCGGCGAGAACUUUGCCUACGUGCAGAUCAAAACCAUCUGGUCUACGUUGCUGCGUCUGUAUGACUUUGACCUGGUGGAUGGUUACUUCCCUACUAUCAACUACACCACAAUGAUACAUACCCCUAACAACCCCGUCAUUGCAUACAAAAGAAGGAAACAUUGA
Nerophis lumbriciformis (worm pipefish) is the source of this 1503-nucleotide messenger RNA. The record is from RefSeq and is a predicted model, not a curated record. NCBI's taxonomy places the organism in Eukaryota, Metazoa, Chordata, Actinopteri, Syngnathiformes, Syngnathidae.